AUGAAGUUCCCCACAAAGCACAAAUGGAGAUCUAGGCUAUUACAAUCAUUUUCAGAGCUGAAACAGAAGGUUGUAUGGGAACUCACAUGGGUUUUGGAUUUGAGGAAUUUGUACCUGCUUCGAAUUGGAGUAAAGAUCAAGAAUCGGAGGUACAAUUUCAAAGCUAUAAAUGAAUGGGUGGUUAGUAAAGCUGAGGGUACACUUCGAGAAGCUUUCGAGUUUGCAGGUGGUUUGUUCAAAAAUCAAGAAUGGCAAGCUCCUUGUGUGAAGUCACUUGAAAAGUGUGACAAAUGGCGAUUUGUCUCUAAUGAAUGA
Messenger RNA from Arabis nemorensis, 315 nucleotides. NCBI's taxonomy places the organism in Eukaryota, Viridiplantae, Streptophyta, Magnoliopsida, Brassicales, Brassicaceae. The record is from the annotation of a GenBank genome assembly.